Priceomyces carsonii is the source of this 333-nucleotide messenger RNA. RefSeq lists its product as uncharacterized. NCBI's taxonomy places the organism in Eukaryota, Fungi, Ascomycota, Pichiomycetes, Serinales, Debaryomycetaceae. The coding region runs from base 1 to 333 and encodes 110 amino acids. The record is from RefSeq and is a predicted model, not a curated record. The transcript has a single exon.
AUGCCGUUGCCAUUCGAAGGAUUGAUUCCAUAUGCCAUAAUGACAGCGUUUUAUGGUUUGGCGGGCCAUGGCGUUGGCUAUAUUAGAUACUGGGAUAAUGGUUGGAAGAAAGAUAGAUACAACUUGGAUCUGUGGGAUGAAAAGAUGAUGCAAAGAGAUUUCUUGUUGACGGGAACUAAAAGAGGACAGUCGUCGGAGCCUAUAGCGCCAGAUCACUUCAAGACAGCAGAAGUUAAAUUACAAAGAUACUGGACACCGUACAGAGACCAAUACUUCUCAUUCAGAGAAAGAUUAUACAGAGGUUACGUUACUGGUAAUUGGGAUUUCUCUUAA